Molecule: messenger RNA, 1940 nt
Organism: Bombyx mandarina (wild silkworm)
Lineage: Eukaryota; Metazoa; Arthropoda; Insecta; Lepidoptera; Bombycidae
Biological process (GO): proteolysis
Molecular function (GO): serine-type endopeptidase activity
Source: RefSeq, a predicted model, not a curated record
GCGAGCGCAAAAGACGCGCGUCCGCGGAAUAAAUCGCGUCGGAAAACAAUUUUUUUAUAAGUAUACUAGUUGUUUACGAAUGGUGCAAAUUAAAAUGCUUGGCUUUGUGACCGUUGUGCUGGUUUUAGCACUAUCAGUUCGCACACAGGACCAAAGCACUCCAAUCUCACCAUGCCCGAAUGUUUUCGAGUAUGAAACGCCGGGGUCAGAGGCUGGGAGGUGGUAUGGCGUUGUCCAUGUCUCCACUGACAGCACGUUAUAUUCUCUAUGGCUCAAUAUCGUUCUGGAUAGUAAAGCUGAUAUACUUGGGAAUUGGAUAGGCGAUGUCACAACGCAAGACAACAUGAACUUCAAAAUCGAAAGCACGCAGACGAAGAUCAAUCCCGGGCCAGCAACGGCAGUUAGAUUUUUCGUCCAAUACAAUACUUUGAACAAAGCUCCUCGUCUUUUAGCCAUCAGAUUGAACGGACGUGAAAUUUGCAAUGCAAACAACCCCCAGCCUGCCCUUGAGAGCCCUCUGUCUUCGGGCGAUUCAAAGCCGAACCGAUUCGUCACAGCUUCGACUGGUAGACCCCAAACACAAUCCAAUCGAAGACAACAAACUACUCCAUCCCCUAGACCAACAAGUAGACCCUUGAAUACUGACUCGAGGACGCCAGAAACUGAAAGACCGCAAAUUCCUAUUAGAAGACCUCAGGAUCCAGUUGUGAGGCCACAGAUACCGGAUACGAGAACACAGAGCCCUGAUGUUCGUCCAGAGCACCUGUUGCAGACUAGACCCGUCCAAGGUCGACCGUCUACCGAAGCCGAGCGACCAGUUUACGUAAAACCCGUGAAUUCCGCAAAUCCAUCGAGCAUUUCGGGUGGAGAGGUAUCUUCUCAGUCGUAUAAUCAGAAUCAGGACAGAGGACCUUCGAACAAUAAUCCUAGGUUCACUCCUGCGCCACCCACGUACCGUCCACCCUCGAAACAGCCUAGCUCAUCACAACACCACGACGACAAUGGAAGUGCAGGAGACGUUGACGACUACGAAUAUUUCACGGGAGGCCAGCCCACCAUCAUAUUGCCGAGCAGCAACCGAAGCGAUCAGAAUACCUGCGGCCGAGUACUGUUGAACAGGCCUAUACCUUUAGUUUUGAACGGGGUCCCGACGUUAGAAGGUCAAUGGCCUUGGCAGAUCGCCUUAUACCAGACUCAGAGAGUAGACAACAAAUACAUAUGCGGAGGAACGCUUGUGUCACACCGCCACAUCAUCACGGCGGCACAUUGCGUCACAAGGAAGGGCUCUCAACGACUCGUGAACAAGGAUACGCUGACCGUGUACUUGGGGAAACACAAUCUCAGAACUUCCGUCGACGGCGUGCAGAUCAGAUUCGUCAGUCAAAUAAUAAUACACCCAGAAUACAACGCGUCGACAUUCAGUCGUGACGUCAGCAUCUUGGAGCUGAAAGAAAGAGUCAGCUAUUCGAAAUGGGUUCAGCCAGCUUGUCUUUGGCCCGGCAAUCAGAUCUCCCUCAAUAAUAUUGUAGGGAAGAAGGGAUCAGUGGUAGGCUGGGGCUUUGAUGAGACAGGAGUGGCGACAGAAGAGCUCAGCCUGGUGGAGAUGCCCGUGGUUGACACUGAAACCUGCAUCAGGUCUUACAGCGAAUUCUUCGUCAGAUUCACAUCAGAGUACACGUACUGCGCCGGAUAUAGAGACGGAACAUCAGUCUGUAACGGCGACAGUGGUGGCGGAAUGGUCUUCAAGUUUGGCGAGAGCUGGUACCUCAGGGGCCUGGUGUCGCUCUCCGUGGCCAGGCAGAACGAAUGCAGAUGUGACCCCAGCCAUUACGUAGUGUUCAGCGACUUGGCUAAAUUCCUACCUUGGCUUCAAGAAAAUCUCUUUGACUAUUAACUUCUGUUCGGUUAAGCGAUUUUUAAGAAUAAAACGAAAAUGAAAA